AUGGUGACUGACAUUGACAUAUAGGCGCUACAUUCGCUGCUUUCUGCUAGUCCAUAAACAAGCAGUCUGAUGCUGCAAUACUUGUUCAUAAAACACUAAAUUAAUAGCGUUUGAUGUAGACAGUCGGAUUGACGGAUCUGAGUGCAACAUUAAAAGUGAAAGCACCAGGAUUCUCCUGUCAGAUAUAUUUGGCUGUCAGAAAUCAAACUGGCAGAGAUGGAUGAGCAGAGUGUUGAGAGUAUUGCGGAAGUCUUCCGCUGCUUCAUUUGCAUGGAAAAGCUCCGCGAUGCCCGUCUCUGCCCUCAUUGUUCCAAACUCUGCUGUUUCAGCUGCAUACGGCGAUGGCUGACAGAACAGAGAGCUCAAUGUCCCCACUGUCGAGCUCCUCUUCAGCUGAGGGAACUGGUCAACUGUCGCUGGGCAGAGGAAGUGACUCAACAACUGGACACACUGCAGCUCUGCAACCUCACAAAACAUGAGGAGAACGACAAAGACAAGUGUGAGAACCAUCAUGAAAAGUUGAGCGUGUUCUGCUGGACUUGUAAGAAGUGCAUCUGUCACCAGUGCGCUCUGUGGGGAGGCAUGCAUGGAGGUCAUACGUUCAAACCCCUGGCCGAGAUCUACGAGCAGCAUGUGACGAAGGUGAACGAGGAGGUGGCUAAGCUGCGGCGCCGGUUGAUGGAGCUCAUUAGUCUGGUUCAAGAAGUGGAGAAGAACGUUGAGGCGGUGCGUGGGGCGAAGGAUGAGAGGGUGAGGGAGAUCCGGAAUGCUGUGGAAAUGAUGAUUGCUCGACUUGAUAAUCAGCUCAAGAACAAACUCAUCACGCUCAUGGGACAGAAGACCUCUCUGACACAGGAAACAGAACUGCUGGAGUCUCUGCUGCAGGAAGUGGAACAUCAGCUGCGAUCAUGCAGUAAGAGCGAGCUGAUCUCCAAGAGUCCAGAGAUCCUGCUUAUGUUCCAGCAGGUUCACAGGAAACCAAUGCAGUCUUUUGUCACCACUCCUGUCCCACCAGACUUCACCAGUGAGCUGGUCCCUGCCUAUGACUCCAGCACUUUUGUUUUGGCAAACUUCAGUACUCUGCGGCAGAGAGCCGACCCCGUCUACAGCCCCCCGCUCCAGAUAUCAGGCCUUUGCUGGAGGUUGAAGGUUUAUCCGGAUGGAAAUGGAGUUGUUCGGGGAAACUAUCUCUCUGUUUUUCUGGAGUUGUCUGCGGGGCUUCCUGAGACGUCCAAAUAUGAAUACAGGGUGGAGAUGGUCCAUCAGGCCUCCAGUGACCCCACUAAAAACAUAAUUCGAGAGUUUGCAUCGGACUUUGAGGUGGGCGAGUGCUGGGGGUAUAACAGGUUCUUCAGGUUGGACCUUCUCGCCAGUGAAGGAUACUUGAAUAUGCAGAAUGACACACUUGUGCUCAGGUAUCAAGUGCGAUCACCUACGUUUUUUCAGAAGUGUAGAGAUCAGUAUUGGUAUAUAACUCAGCUGGAAUCGGCCCAGUCCAGUUACAUUCAGCAGAUCAACAACCUAAAAGAGAGGUUGGCCAUAGAACUGUUCCGUCGGCAGAAGUCACGGAGUUCCUCUCCACCUGAUCGGCGUCUCUGCCCCACAACGUCCUCCGGGAGAGACUCUCGUCAGGGGAAGAGCUCCUUACUGGAGGAAGGGAGUCAGGCAGCAUCAGUGGGGACGAAGGAAGAUGAGGAUGAAGAGAAGACUCAGCAUGAUGACUCUAAUGAGUUGUCUGACGGGGAUCUGGAGGUAGACUGUCUAACUGGAGACGAAGAUGUCAAUCCUCUGGAUGGAAGUAGCACCUCUGGAAGCUCCACAGCCACCAGUAACACGGAGGAGAAUGACAUUGACGAAGAGACCAUGUCUGGUGAGAAUGACGUGGAGUACAGUGGGAAUCUAGACCUUGAGGAAGGUGAAUUACCAGAUGAUGUUGCCGGGGCAACAGGAGAUUCAGGUGCCUGUGCCCGGGGCUUAAGGCGUGGGGCAGGUGCAAGUUCAGCCAGCCUCCUGGAGAUCGACCCGGUCAUCCUCAUCCAACUCUUGGACCUGAAGGACCGCAGUCAUGUGGAGUCACUGUGGGGGAUGCAGCCCCGCCCCCCUACCUCUCUCCUCCAGAGCCAAGCUGCUGCGGUGCCCUCCCGUAAAGAGCGUGAGCGUCGCCCUCAGGCGGUGCGUCGGUCAGUCCCGGACUCGGGGGUCCUGAUCAGACUGAAGGCUCAGAUGGCAGAAGUGCGCAGUAAGAUGUCAGACGUGAAAGGGCAGCUGGAAGCUCGCAGUGGAGCCGGUCGAGUCUCCUCUCAGGAAGCCUCAAUCCACGAGCAGGGCCCCUCCAUGGACUCAGAGAUGGGACCCAGCCGCAAACCCAGUGAACUGCUCUUCAAAGCGCCCAUUUCAUCAAGACACUCUCGCAGUGGGGUGAAGAAGGCUGGCUCUCCUAAGCAGGAGAGUGUGGGAGCGCUGGCUGGACUGUCCCUGCGCCGGACUGUGGAUGCUGGAGAGAAGGAGCUGAGAGGAGCAGGCCGAGAGUCCCCUACUGAACCUGCUCUGUGUCCCAGAGAGGGACCCUCCUCCUUAGAUGGCUCCCUGAAAGCGCGCAGUGUGCAGAGUUCUCCUCCCUCGCUGGGAAGCAGCUCCUCUUCCUCUGAUAAGCCCUCUGGCUCCAAACACGAGGAGCUGCUGUACGGAGCUUCAGCUUCAGACCUGUUCAGCAUCACAGCUCUCAAUGGAGCGGCUGCACCCGUCACCAAACAGCGCAGGACUCCAGCCGCUGGGCCUGGCCUGCUGAUAGACAGCUCUCUGAACUGUGAUCAAGAGAGUGCCUGUGAAAUCCAGUCACUGCUGUCACUGGCGGAGCCAUCGUCCUCUUCCUCCUCACGCCCUGAUGAAGAUCUCCUCGGUGAGAAACAGCCUCACCGCGUUCUGCCGAGCAUGAGCAGUGACAGCGAGCUGGACUGUGACACGGAGAACGAGAACGAGGAUGAAGUUGUGUCUCUGGAGGCUGGAGACUGUGCGUUUGACACCAGAACACUACCCUGCCCAGGCGAGCAGCUGAUCCCUGAUGAUCUGAGCUUUGUGUCUGGAGAGACCACAGAGAGGUGAUCCGCCACAGCAAAUGCUACAAAAAUGUCCUCAAGUCGUCAGGCUCUGAAUGUGCUCCUUACAAUUAUGUCUGUGCACUUACUUUAUGUUAAGAUAGAACAGGAAUAUUUGUGCUACUGUAUAUGUUAUUUAAGAGAAACACAACUUUCAGGAUGGGAAAGAAAAGUGUUUUCUCUGCAUUGUGAAAUGCGUAACAUUCCGUUAUAAAGGUGUAUAAAUUUAUGUGUGCAUAACUAGAUAAUCAUAUAUUAAAGUUGUAUACUACA
Rhinichthys klamathensis goyatoka is the source of this 3368-nucleotide messenger RNA. It is a transcript of the gene trim37, whose product is annotated as tripartite motif containing 37. The record is from RefSeq and is a predicted model, not a curated record. Gene Ontology annotation, molecular function: tumor necrosis factor receptor binding; ubiquitin protein ligase activity; ubiquitin protein ligase binding. The transcript has 25 exons. Gene Ontology annotation, biological process: protein autoubiquitination; negative regulation of centriole replication. Gene Ontology annotation, cellular component: aggresome; peroxisome. The coding region runs from base 217 to 3102 and encodes 961 amino acids. NCBI's taxonomy places the organism in Eukaryota, Metazoa, Chordata, Actinopteri, Cypriniformes, Leuciscidae.